GAUUGGACUAUGAUGGGCGAUGAUACAGGUUUCAAGUUCGAGUUUCAUCAGGUUCAACAACAAGUGCUCGCGACUGGUAAUACUGUGUCUAUUGAUAAUAUCGAUAAUCGAGAAGAGACAGCAGAUGAAGCAGAUGUAGCCCUGCCGAAGAAGACGAAAAAAAUGAAAUUGAAAACUCCUCAAACAAAGAGACCAAAAGCCAUUAAUAAUUAUGAAAGCGAAGAAGAUAAUGGAAACAGAAACGACAGGGUGACAACGAAAACGGUGAUGAACAAGAAGUCAAUGGAUUUGCCAGUUCUAUCAGAGUCUAGACCCGACACAAAUGUGGACACUGGAAUCACCUGGUCAAAUGACGAAUGGAAAGAAAUACUUUCUACCAACUUGAAGCAUGUGCCAAAAAUCGCUAAACCAAUUACUGAACUACUGAAAAAGUUGGAAGGAUGGUACCAACACAACAUAUGGAGUCCUCUCAUUGAUCCGGCAUUCCGCAACUGGGAGAUAGAUCUGAUACGUGGCGAAGGUAUGAGUAGAGCAUCUAGUGAUAGGAAAAAUGGCAGUGAUGAUGAUACAAUCUACUAUCUUUCAUAA
Paraglomus occultum is the source of this 588-nucleotide messenger RNA. The record is from the annotation of a GenBank genome assembly. Lineage: Eukaryota; Fungi; Glomeromycota; Glomeromycetes; Paraglomerales; Paraglomeraceae.